Molecule: messenger RNA, 2601 nt
Organism: Pieris macdunnoughi
Lineage: Eukaryota; Metazoa; Arthropoda; Insecta; Lepidoptera; Pieridae
Source: the annotation of a GenBank genome assembly
AUGUUUUGGAGCGCUAAUUAUAUGACUAUUAGGCAGUUGAACUUUCUUCUUAAGGAGGAGAAUGUAACUUUAACACAAAUUCUGGAGGCGGACGACAUCCUUCAGGAGUGUAAAGCGGACAACAAAGAUCUUAUACGAUUUCUAACAAGACCAGAGAUCUUAGCAGAACUCAUUGCCCUAAUAACUGAGGAGCCAUCUAAGGAUUUAGAAUUAACAACACAGUACAGACAUUCAAAUAUUGCCUGUGAAGUGCUAACCAGCCAGUUGUCUGGCCUGAUGUCCAGUCUGUGCAUUGAUGUGAAGCAGAUGAAUCGACUUUGUGAUUUCCUGAAUAGGGAUCCACCUCUCAAUCCAUUGCUAGCAUCAUACUUUAGCAGAACUAUUGAAACAUUGCUAAAAAGAAGCCCUAUGCAGGACUGCUACUUGCACCACAUAUUAUGUUUACGAGCCCUGGACUUCUUUAAGGCUCGGAAGGAUUUUUUACCUAAUUUAUUAAGACACAUUGCCACCUCUGCUAUAGCGGAUACCAUAAAAUAUUUUGUAUUCUAUCUUGAGGAGCCUUUUAGUGAAAUAAUUGAAAAGUGGCUGGUUGAAAAUGAGUUUUUGGAAAAUCUUAUACAAAUAAUUUGCUGUGAUUAUGAGCCCAAUGAAAUUCAGGCAACACCUGUACCUGUGCCAAUAGAACAAAAGACAGAAAAUGAUGUCGAGAAAGGGGUGCAUGAGGAGAGUGAAAAAGCAGAGGCAAGUCACAAGGACUCCAUCAGCGGUGGGGACUCUAGUAAAAAUAGCGCGGGGAUGACGGAACGCACGCGGCGACUGCAAGUGGCGGCAUCGGCCAGUGCCAGUGCGCUGGCGUGUGGCUUAGCGGGCAGGUGGGCCGGGGAAGACUGGCAACCUUCUUGGACGACGCGAUGCUUGAGCGCCCGCUUACGCACCAAGCCCUUGGUUAACGCGCUCCUUCUCGGCUGCUUCUGUAGUCCCCCGGACUUCUACGACACCGCGCUGUUCAACGCCUGCCGUCUUCUGCGAGUGCUUAUCCAGCCGUUGGAAGAUACGUGUGACGUGGAGCUGCGUGAUGUGACGCCGCAUCUGCGGUUGCUGCAGCAAGAUCUAUUGCGCGAGCCAGCGAUAGGGCCAAGCGGGCGUCGUAGGGUGGGAGCGGCGCGCCUCCAGGUUGUGGCGCUCAUGGCAGAGCUCAUGGGAACUCAAGAGCCCAUGGUGCACAUGGUCAUGCGGACACUGGGCAUGCCUGAUGUGCUGCUUGACAUGUUCUUUGCCUUCCCCGACAACAACUUCCUACACGCGCAGGUCUGCACGAUGUUGCACAACAUAUCACAAAACAAAUCACAAGCCCCGGUCUAUUGGGUACAGCUGGUGGAAGAAGGCAACUUGCUGACCCGGCUAAUGGACACUUUUGAAGAAAAUGAAGAUAAAAAGACGACGCGUCGGUCGAGCUUGAUGGGUCACGUGACAGUCGCCUGCCGUACUUUGGCGGCGGCGGGCGUUGGCUCGUUUGCGUUACCCGAAGUUCGCGAACGAUGGGAUGCCUUUCUGCAGAACCGUCUCCAACCGCUGCUGACACGCCUCGACGCACCACUCGGCGGCGAGUACCCUUCGGAGACAUGUUACGAGAUGGAGGCUGGCAAGGAAGGCGUGUCGCAGUAUCCAUCUGCGGACAACUACAGCGAUGAUUUGUGGGAGGACAGCCCCAGUAAUGUUUUGGAUUUCGAUGAAGGCAUGCAGAUGGCGCUUGACUUGCCGUGGGAGCGUAGUUCCGGAUGGGGAGAUGAAGAGGAGAAGAAUGAGGGUGAGGAAGGAGCUUCCCUCCCUCUGCCCCUCCCUGAAGACGAGGGUUGGGCCCAGUUCGGAAGUGAUACGUGUCUGCCCCCCGUUGAUCCCUUUGCCCCACAAGAGUCCCAUCCAUGGAACCAGAAUGUUGCAGAAAGCGGCGAGGAGAAUUGCAAUAUGACUGAACUGCAAGCUGAGCUGAAUCAGCUGCAGCUGGACGGUACCGCUGAACUCACUCACAACUUACUGUCUGCUCUCAGUGGCCUCGCCCCUCAUCACCUAGCCGAGCUCGCUGACACCGCGUCGCAGCUGCCCCCUGCCUUACCCCCCACAGACCCUCCGAUAUCAGACAUUCAAACCAUAAUCACCAACGUCGAAAGCACCACCGACCCAAAAACUGAGGUUCAACCUACCCUCGGAAAUUCUGACGCAACCUCGAACUCCAACAAUCCUGAUACCAAUGCUUUAUUUACUGAGGAAGUAACGUCUCAUAUAACUAGUGUUGAAAAACCCGUCAGCAAUUCUACGUUUAAUGACCUUGAAAAUGAUGACAAGGUAUCCAGUGAGGUCAACCCUAACGUGUCAAGUGUUGGGAAAUCUGACACAGAAAUUAUAAAUGAAGUCGGCAAAACUGACACCCAAAUUAUAAAUGAAAUCGGCAAAUCAAACGCCAAAUUGUCAGAUGAAGUCGCAAAUCUUGUCACCGAAGUAUCUGGGACGAACAAUUCUGAGACCAAAAUAGUGAGUGAGGUGGACGAUUCCAAGGAAUCUAGCACGGUCGACAGCCCUGACCUCACUGCGACCGAGAGGUGA